AUGGCUUCCACUGCAGCUGAAAGAGCCACUCUUAUUUUCAACCAUAUCACAAAAGCUUCUCCUUCUCUCAAGGAUAAAGUAUGCAUAGUGACAGGAGCAGGUUCUAUUUACGGUAUUGGUCGAGCAACUGCACUCUCUCUUGCUAAACGUGGACCCAAAGUUAUUUAUGUUACUGAUUUAACCUUGACAAAUCUCGACGAGUUGGUCAAAGAAAUUGAAACGACCUAUACAGGCGUUCGCUGUAUUGCUCGUGCGGUAGACGCUGCCUCAACAAAUGACGUUACUGCUAUCAUUGAUGAGGCUAUGAAAGAGUUUGGUCGAUUGGACAUAUUUGUGGCUAAUGCAGGUAUUGCUACAGGAUCUCGUAUUCACGAAGAGGAUGCCGAAAGCUUCAUGAAGAUGAUGCGCAUUAAUGCUUUAAGUGCUUUCUUGGCCAUCAAGCAUGCAGGUAUUGCCAUGCAGCAAACUGGAAAGGGAGGAAAGGAACUGUCGGGUGGAUCUAUUAUUUGUACCGCUUCAGUUGCUGGUAUUCGAUCCGGUGCAGGCUCACCUGAGUAUUCUGCAUCAAAAGCUGCCGUUAUCAACUUGUGCCAGACUGCUUCUUAUCAAUAUGCUGGCACAAAUGUUCGCGUCAAUGCUAUCUGUCCUGGUUUGAUUGAAACAGGCAUGACCAAAGCAACUUUUGAUUACGCUAAACAAAGAGGAACUUCUCAUAAAAUUGGACAGUUAAACCCCACUAGAAGAUACGGUGUUGCAUCAGAGAUUGGUCAUGUCAUUGCCUUCUUGGCCUCUGAUGAAGCUUCUUAUGUAAAUGGCCAAGCCAUCGCUGUUGACGGUGGUCUUUCUGCAAGUCAUCCUGUUGUUCCUGGUAAAUUCAAUUAA
Rhizopus microsporus ATCC 52813 is the source of this 882-nucleotide messenger RNA. Its product is annotated as sex determination protein tasselseed-2. Lineage: Eukaryota; Fungi; Mucoromycota; Mucoromycetes; Mucorales; Rhizopodaceae. The coding region runs from base 1 to 882 and encodes 293 amino acids. The record is from RefSeq and is a predicted model, not a curated record. Gene Ontology annotation, molecular function: oxidoreductase activity. The transcript has 7 exons.